Molecule: messenger RNA, 1520 nt
Organism: Solanum dulcamara
Lineage: Eukaryota; Viridiplantae; Streptophyta; Magnoliopsida; Solanales; Solanaceae
Product: COBRA-like protein 4
Exons: 6
Coding region: 216-1520 (434 amino acids)
Biological process (GO): plant-type cell wall cellulose biosynthetic process; cellulose microfibril organization
Cellular component (GO): plasma membrane
Source: RefSeq, a predicted model, not a curated record
CACCAUUUCUCCCUCAUCUUGCUACGUACCAACAGCCAGUUGGUACAUAAGAAAUUACACAUACUACGUACUUAUAUUAAUUUUUCUCGUACGUCUACUCAUAUAUAAUUCCAACUAUCCACCACUUAUAUUAUUAAUUAUAACCAUUUUGUAAUAGAUUGUGUUGUGAAGAUCAUAUAUAUAGGCCUUUAAUUUUUUUGUUUUGACAAAUAAAAAUGAGAAGUUUGAUCGGAGUAGCUGGCUUCUUCUUAAUUGCUCUCAUUCCUCAUGCAGUUGCAUUUGAUCCGUUAGAUCCUAAUGGGAAUAUCACUAUCAAAUGGGAUGUUGUGUCUUGGACACCAGAUGGCUAUGUAGCCACCGUAACGAUGAACAAUUUCCAAAUGUACCGGCAUAUCAUGACCCCAGGUUGGACCCUAGGAUGGACAUGGGCUAAGAAAGAAGUGAUCUGGUCUAUGGUGGGUGCACAAACCACUGAACAAGGUGACUGUUCUAAAUUCAAAGGCAACAUCCCUCAUUGCUGCAAGAAGAAUCCAACGGUAGUAGAUUUACUCCCCGGAGUUCCUUAUAACCAGCAAUUCACCAAUUGCUGUAAAGGAGGAGUCUUGGCUUCUUGGGGCCAAGAUCCUCAAUCUUCUGUCUCUGCCUUUCAAGUUAGCGUGGGCCAAGCCGGUACCUCGAACAAGACCGUUAAACUUCCUAAGAAUUUCACUUUGCUUGGUCCUGGACCUGGAUACACUUGUGGCCCUGCUAAGAUCGUUCCACCUACCAAAUUUUUCACACCUGAUCUUCGACGCAAAACUCAGGCCUUGAUGACAUGGAAUGUAACAUGCACAUACUCCCAAUUUCUAGCACGAAAACACCCGAGUUGCUGUGUCUCCAUGUCAAGUUUCUACAAUGAAACCAUCACUGCUUGUCCUUCUUGUGCUUGUGGUUGUGAGAACAAAAACAAAUGUAUCAAGAGCGACUCCAAACUACUGAGUGUGGUUGGGGUAAACACUCCAAGAAAAGACAAUGCACCGUUGUUACAGUGCACACACCAUAUGUGCCCAAUUCGAGUGCAUUGGCAUGUAAAGCUCAACUACAAGGACUAUUGGCGAGUCAAGCUUACUGUGACCAACUUCAAUUACAGGAUCAAUUACACACAAUGGACUCUUGUUGUUCAGCAUCCAAAUCUUAACAAUGUCACACAAGUUUUUAGCUUUGAUUACAAGCCUCUAGUUCCUUAUCAAUCCGUCAAUGACACAGGAAUGUUCUACGGCAUGAAGUUCUACAAUGACUUACUGAUGGAAGCAGGGCCAUCGGGGACUGUUCAAUCAGAAGUGCUCCUCCAGAAGGACAAGGAAACUUUCUCCUUCAAGCAAGGAUGGGCAUUUCCCCGGAAAGUCUACUUCAAUGGCGACGAGUGCAUGCUUCCACCACCAGACACUUAUCCAUACUUACCCAACUUUGGCCAUCAUAACCCUGUUGUCUUAACAACAUUGAUAUUUUCCCUGCUUUUCCUUUUUAUUGUACUCUUUUGA